AUCUCGCGCGUGCGUCCUAGUAUCCCUGCUCCGUCUCCGUGGCAACCCGCCGCCUCCAGGAAUCUUAAAUAUCGCGAGAUUCCCCCCCCCCCCCCCCCCGGUCCACGUCCCCAGCUUCCGGAAGUUGGUUUUGUCCAAACAUCCGGGCUUCUCCUUUUUGUGUUCCGGCCGAUCCCACCUCUCCUCGAACCUGGACGUCUACCUCCCGGAGGCCCACAUCUUGCCCACUCCGCGCGCGGGGCUAGCGCGGGCUUCAGCGACGGGAGCCCUCAAGGGACAUGGCAACUACAGCGGCGCCGGCGGGCGGCGCCCGAAAUGGAGCUGGCCCGGAAUGGGGAGGGUUCGAAGAAAACAUCCAGGGCGGAGGCUCAGCUGUGAUUGACAUGGAGAACAUGGAUGAUACCUCAGGCUCUAGCUUCGAGGAUAUGGGUGAGCUGCAUCAGCGCCUGCGCGAGGAAGAAGUAGACGCUGAUGCAGCUGAUGCAGCUGCUGCUGAAGAGGAGGAUGGAGAGUUCCUGGGCAUGAAGGGCUUUAAGGGACAGCUGAGCCGGCAGGUGGCUGAUCAGAUGUGGCAGGCUGGGAAAAGACAAGCCUCCAGGGCCUUCAGCUUGUACGCCAACAUCGACAUCCUCAGACCCUACUUUGAUGUGGAGCCUGCUCAGGUGCGAAGCAGGCUCCUGGAGUCCAUGAUCCCUAUCAAGAUGGUCAAUUUCCCCCAGAAAAUUGCAGGUGAACUCUAUGGACCUCUCAUGCUGGUCUUCACUCUGGUUGCUAUCCUACUCCAUGGGAUGAAGACGUCUGACACUAUUAUCCGGGAGGGCACCCUGAUGGGCACAGCCAUUGGCACCUGCUUCGGCUACUGGCUGGGAGUCUCAUCCUUCAUUUACUUCCUUGCCUACCUGUGCAACGCCCAGAUCACCAUGCUGCAGAUGUUGGCACUGCUGGGCUAUGGCCUCUUUGGGCACUGCAUUGUCCUGUUCAUCACCUAUAAUAUCCACCUCCACGCCCUCUUCUACCUCUUCUGGCUGUUGGUGGGUGGACUGUCCACACUGCGCAUGGUAGCAGUGUUGGUGUCUCGGACCGUGGGCCCCACACAGCGGCUGCUCCUCUGUGGCACCCUGGCUGCCCUACACAUGCUCUUCCUGCUCUAUCUGCAUUUUGCCUACCACAAAGUGGUAGAGGGGAUCCUGGACACACUGGAGGGCCCCAACAUCCCGCCCAUCCAGAGGGUCCCCAGAGACAUCCCUGCCAUGCUCCCUGCUGCUCGGCUUCCCACCACCGUCCUCAACGCCACAGCCAAAGCUGUUGCGGUGACCCUGCAGUCACACUGACCCCACCUGAAAUUCUUGGCCAGUCCUCUUUCCCGCAGCUGCAGAGAGGAGGAAGACUAUUAAAGGACAGUCCUGAUGACAUGUUUCGUAGAUGGGGUUUGCAGCUGCCACUGAGCUGUAGCUGCGUAAGUACUUCCUUGAUGCCUGUCGGCACUUCUGAAAGGCACAAGGCCAAGAACUCCUGGCCAGGACUGCAAGGCUCUGCAGCCAAUGCAGAAAAUGGGUCAGCUCCUUUGAGAACCCCUCACCACCUACCCCUUCCUUCCUCUUUAUCUCUCCCACAUUGUCUUGCUAAAUAUAGACUUGGUAAUUAAAAUGUUGAUUGAAGUCUGGAACUGCA
Messenger RNA from Gorilla gorilla gorilla (western lowland gorilla), 1671 nucleotides. RefSeq names its product Yip1 domain family member 3 (gene YIPF3). The coding region runs from base 279 to 1331 and encodes 350 amino acids. The record is from RefSeq and is a predicted model, not a curated record. NCBI's taxonomy places the organism in Eukaryota, Metazoa, Chordata, Mammalia, Primates, Hominidae. Gene Ontology annotation, cellular component: Golgi apparatus. The transcript has 9 exons.